Thamnophis sirtalis is the source of this 1282-nucleotide messenger RNA. RefSeq names its product ciliary microtubule inner protein 2B (gene CIMIP2B). The record is from RefSeq and is a predicted model, not a curated record. Lineage: Eukaryota; Metazoa; Chordata; Lepidosauria; Squamata; Natricidae.
AUGGGACCGACGGCGACGGCGGCGUUUGCCCCCAAACUCAGCCAGGUGCUGAUGACCCCGGAGCCCCACUUCCUCCCCGGAUACGGCGGCUACUGUCCCCGCCACAAGUUCUGCCUGGGCCAGACUUACGGGAAGCUCACGUCGCAGCUGCUGGCCGCUCCCGGCCGCUCCGGCCGGCUCCUCCUGCAGCCCAACUGCGCCCUCCGCGCCCCAAAGGAGCGGCCGGGUUUCGGCCGGAGGGCGCGGGGCAAAGCCUGCAUGGGGAUCCCGGGCUAUACCGGAUUCGUCCCCAGGGUGCAGCACCACUUCGCCAAGACCUACGGAGAAAUCUGCAGGGAGGCCUGGCUGGAAUUUGCACCCCCGCAGGAGUCAGGGGCCCGGGACCAAGCCAGGGAGGCAACCGAAGCCCCCCAGCUGGAAAGCAGACCUCUACCUGCCCUGCCCACGACUGGCACUGCCGCUGCUGCCUCCACCCUGGCUUUCCGGCCCUCAGGAACGGCCCCCGCGCUGCAGAGAACCUUUGUUCCAGGUUUCACUGGCUUUGUGCCUCGCCUCCAGUUCCUGAUUGGAGCCAGCUACCCCGUUCUUGCCCACCGGGCAAUGGUGGAGUUUGAGGAGAUGCUGCAGAAAACGGGGCGGGACUCUUCACUGAGGGGGGGUCCCCUCCCACCCCUGGCCAAGACAUACCCCACAGACAGCGGCCUCCUGCCCCACUACAGGGGCUAUGUGCCAGGUUACAAGUACCAAUUCGGCCACACCUACGGCCACCUGACCCGCGACGCCCUGGGCCAAAGCACCCUGGAGAAGCAGGUGCUGGGUGUCACGCAGUAGGGGACUCCGCGGCUCCCUCGCCAGCACCCACUCCGAGCCCACCUCGCUGUCCUGGAUGGGCUGUGGCCACGUAGGGCAGGCCGUGGAGGUGCCGGUGCCAGAGACUCCCCAGAUUCCUUGGCAUUCCGAAAGAGACCGAGGUCCCAGGAGGCCCUUUCUCUUCGUGGGAGAGGCAGUUGUUUCUCUGGGGUCCCCCACGUGGAGAGGGGCCGCGACUGCUUCUGAGCCCCCUGGCAAGGUGCAGGAGGGAAGCUCUGGGGGGGUUCACUCUACACAGGAGGGGGAAGGGCUUCAGGGGAGGCCAGCUCUGCCCCCUCACCACCAGGUAUCCGUAUUGGCCUUCUCUGCCCGGGUGGCGCCUGGAUCCCCCUUUGACAUAGCAGUUAGCAAUAGCAGUUAGACUUAUAUACCACUUCAUAGGGCUUUCAGCCCUCUCUAAGCCGUUUACAGA